Messenger RNA from Cydia splendana, 6307 nucleotides. Its product is annotated as leucine-rich repeat flightless-interacting protein 2. The record is from RefSeq and is a predicted model, not a curated record. Bases 445 to 1875 code for a protein of 476 amino acids. The transcript has 8 exons. Gene Ontology annotation, biological process: regulation of DNA-templated transcription. NCBI's taxonomy places the organism in Eukaryota, Metazoa, Arthropoda, Insecta, Lepidoptera, Tortricidae.
AGCCGCAAACGCUCGUGUGCCACGACCCAUAUUCACUGUUAUUGUUUGUUUACAAGGGCGAUUUUCGCUCGGAAUUACCUCUACUAAAGAAUCCAGUGUUUAGUAAAUAAAUAAAGUGUUUUGGAUUUUUUUAAUAUGAAUAAUAACAUAUUUGUAAUAUUCAUUAUAUCAACAAAUAAUAAUGCCCAAGGUGUGAUUAAUGAAGUGUAGAAAAUCACCGAUAAGAAUAUUGAUAAGUGCUUAAGUUUUUGUUUUAUCGCAAUUGUACUGCAGUGCAAAAGACGCAGUUCUUAUUCGUUUAAACCAUUGUUUAUUCGAAGGACAUUCUAACAUUUCUAACACCAUUCAUUUGGUGUGAAAGCGUUUGUUGACAAACACAAUCGUAGGAAUGCGUAAACGCUCAGAAACCGCAGUUCCUCGGACAUAACAAUACCUGUUUACUCGAUGACUCAAAUCAUGGGUUCCCAGUCCAUAAGCGCAACGCCUGACAAUAGCGACGACGAGAGCGGCGAAGCCUUCACCGAUGCAGACUUCGGCGACUCUGACGAUGAAAUCAACGUAGAGUUAGAUGUAGUAGAACCUAGCAAUGAUUCCAAACUUAACGAAACGGUAAAUUCUGAGCUGGUAGACAUGGAGAUCGCCCACGGCGCCCGCAACGGCUUUGACGAUGCUAAAGUUAACGGGCUUAAGAACGGAGACGCGGAAUGUGACGGGAUGCCCAGCGCGCGGCGGGACUCGCAUGGCGACCAGAAUCCCUCCAUCGUUGGCAUUCUCGGCGGCCAGCAGGAUCAUGCGGAGCAACGGCUAGCGGCGCGGCGGGCGGCGCGGGCGGAGGCGCGCGAGAUCCGCAUGCGCGAGUUGGAGCGCCAGCAGCGGGAGCAGGAGGACCAUGCUGACAAGGCCUACGACAUGUAUGCCGAAACGGUGGGGCGGCGCACGGGCACCCGGCUGACGGGGCUCAGCCCCGCGGCGCUGCACUCGCCGCGGCGGAGCUCCGAGGACUCGGCCGAUGACACCUUCAACGUCAAGGACCUUAGGGGGGAGUUGAAAGAGGUAGAAGAAAAGUUCCGCAAGGCGAUGAUCUUAAACGCGCAGCUUGACAACGACAAAGCGGCGCUCGGCUACCAGCUCGAAUUACUAAAAGACCGCAUCGAGGAGUUACAUGAGGAAUACGCACAACUGCAGCGGGAGCACAAAGAGAAAUGCUCGGCCCACGAGCGUCUAAAACGCGAGCACGUGUCCCUGGAGCGCGAGCUGGGCGCGGCGCGCGGCGCGGUGCGCGCGCGCGAGCUGGCGGCCGCCGCCGCGGGGUUCGCCUUCGUGGACGCCGCGCCGGCGCCGGCCACCAACGGGGAGGACAAGCCGGACUCCACGCUGCCGCCGCUGGCGCUAGUGAGCCACCAGAACGAGAAGCUGCUCAACGACGCCGGCGAGGGAACGCUAGAUGUCCGGUUGCAAAAGCUGCUCAGCUCGAAGCAGUCUCUGGAGAGUGAAGUGAGGCGUCUCAAACUGCAGCUCAACGAGGAGCGCCACAACGGCGUCGCGCGCGCUCACGACCAGGACCUCGAAUCCGAAUUGGAGGCCCUCCGCAAGUCAAACGCGGAAGCGAAAGCGCGAGCGGCGCGCGCCGAGGCCGAGGCGGCGCUGCAGGCCGCCGCCGCCGCCCGCCUCGGGGCUCAACUACAGCGGCUCAAGGCGCAGGCCGAUGCCAGGGAUGACGCGGAAGAACAACUCAAGCAGGAGCGCCGCAAGCUACAGAGGGAGGCCCGCGAAGCGCUAAACCGGGUAGAAGAGUUGGAGACGGAGAACAGCCACCUCACCAAGCGGCUCGACAAGCUCAAGAACGCCAAGUCCGCGCUGCUCAAGGAGCUGUGACCCGGUCCAAUACCGACCUUAACCUGAACACAUACGGUCCACUUUACAAUGGAGUUCAGCCGCGGCUUCGCCCGAGCCUGUGUCUUCGAAUAUGAACCUUGCUGCGGCCGCGGAAAGUCUAAAUUACAAUAAAACAAGCUGGAAUUAUGACUUAAGUCCGGCACUGUGCAAUGUAUCAAUACCAAUCUUAACCCAACGACGUAAAGUAUAAAUUAUAAUGAACUCGUGCCCGUGCCGCAAAUUCUAAACUUGAAACAAUCAAUCGUAUGGUCUUGCGUCUCUGUGCUCAGGUAACAUGAAUCCAACCUUAAUACCUGGAUGCAAGGUCUAUAUUUAAGUAAUCGUAUACUUCGAACUGCGUUAAAGUAAUAUAAACCGUGAUGCAUACAGUUAAGUAAGGUAUAAAAUUACAUGAAACAAUAGAAUAUACUCUUCAGCUGGUCUUAUUUAUCAGCUUCAAGUAGACGCAUAUGUACUGAUGAAAAUGCAUUUUUACUCAAUAGCCUUUCGAUGAUGCGGCAUUUGUAAACGUUUAUUUAUAUUUGUGUCGACAUUUAGUUAAAGAUCCCACUUUGUCGCUUACCAUAAGGACUAGAUUUGCUUGUAUCUUUAUACGUAUAACGCGCGCUAUGUCAAAGCGUCCUUAUGGCUAGCGACGAAGUGGGAUUUUUCGCUUGGAAACGAAACGACACAUUUAUUAUUUACAUACAAAACAUUCUAAUACUGUUCAAUACUGAAAAUUUUGGGAGAAAACAGUAUAAUAGAAAUUUUCUGUAGUGCAACAAUGGUUAUUAAACUUUGUAGUGCGGUUUUAGUAUUUUUUUUAUCUGCAAAAUUGAAUCUAUCAGAAAUACUAUGACAUAUCAAGUGUCGUAGCUUAUAACCUAUUCUUACUAUAAAAUAUCGGCACAGAAUUUCGGGCACCCGUAUCUUAUACCAAUCAAUAUAAUAGCCAUGUAAUAUAGUGUAGGUAGACGUUGAAUCUUUAGCGAGAUGGCACUGACAUUACCAGAACCAUCAUUAGAUAUAAAUAAACCAUUUAGUACCCGACAUCCAAAGCACGUACGUAAUCUCAUUAAGGCAAGACACUCAAAUAGAUUAAAAGUAAGUACUUUUGCCAUGUUUGUAUGUGUUGCGUCUAUAAGAUUACUCUAGAUUCCGAUUUCGAAAGCUGGCACGAAUAGAAUGAACGAAACUUUCAUUGUAUGGGUAACACCUCUGUAUGGGUAUACAGUCAGAACCACAAUUUUAUUGGUUAAUGUGAUAACACAUAGAUAAUAUCAUUCACUCAUUCAUUCCAUCCGUGCCAGCUCUUGUGAAUCGACCUGUAGGCGUUGGUGCUCUAGUUGAGUUGAGGGGCGUGCAGUAGAAGAUGGUUUUAUCUCUAAGUUGGUUUUGGAAAUGAAAGUCCGUAUGAACAAGCCGUGACAUGUUACACACCCAAAUAAUUUGGUUGUGUUAAGAAACAUUUAACAAUUCUAAUUUGUAAAUUGCUUGAUAAAUGUUAAUUUUUGUAAAAAUAAUCAUGUGUAUAAUUAAUAAUUUGUUUUAAUGAUAAUUAUUUAUUCCUAAUGCAUUGAAUUAUGUUCGUAUUUUUCUGUAUAUUUUCUAUUUUAUUUUAGAAUAAUGAUAGCUUGCCGAUAUUUCGCUUCGCGUAACUAAUACUAAAAUUUAUUUUAUUACUUGCCAUUCGGUAUCACAAAUUUGUUUUAUUUUGCAAUAAAAUGGGUAAUUUAAGAGUUAGAAUGAAAGAGUGGGAAGGUCACAUAGUUAAUAAAGGGGGUAAGAGAUACCCAAUCUGAAAAAUGGGACACGUACAUGCGUUUACUUAUUGGGAUUAUAUAGUUUGGCUAGCCACUACUUCGAUCACAGUUGGAACAAAGCUGGGGCCCAUUUCUCGAACGAUAUUAGUCUAAUAUUAUUAGUGUGUUGUCACGACAACCCAUACGAUUUUACAUUUCGUGUACAAAUAGUAUUAGUCUAAUAUCGUUCGAGAAAUGGGCCCCUGGUAUUAGGAUAAGACAGUAUGAUUAUGAUUCCCUAGCUGAUUCUUCAGAGAUACAAAUGGGGCAUUCCAGACGGGUACAUGACGCAUUUUUUUAACACUUCUGAUAAAGUUAUGAAGCCGAUAUGUGGCAUGAUAACUUGGCUUUAAAUUCUUACGUCAUAUAAUACAGAUUUCUGCUGGUUAGGUACUGCAGUGCCACUGACGCGUCACGUCUCCGACAAAGUAGACCUUUUUUGUGGAAUGCCCCAAAUGGCUGGCUAAACUAUAAUCAGUCAGUAAGUUCUAAAUUGUAAAAUGUAAACUAGCUGCAUAUGGAUAGGAAACGGAUCCUUGUUUGACAUAAUUAUUGAAAGUCAUAAUGUAAUGAUUGUCAGAUUAUCGUUAGUCAUAAAUGUCAUAAUUCUAAAACCGUUAACUUUUCAGGAUUUUCGUAAGGUUAUCCUAAUAGAUAGGUUAGGUUAUGUCAGGUUUGUUUUAUGGCAAUCCUGAAAAGUUACGCGUUACUGAGAAAAAACAAAUUAUGACUAACGAAAAUGCGGACAACUUCAUGGGAAACAGUAGAGACCCGGAUAGGGAACUGUCAUGUGCCGAUCCCCGAUAUUAAUUCUGUGAUAUUAAUUGGUUGAUUAUGAAUGUAUAAAACGAUUGCUCAAACGGUGUCCCACGUGAUGUGAUAGCAGAUUGAAUUGAAACGUCCACCGAGCGCGGCUCGCGGUUAUGAGAUUACAUACAUAUUGGAAAGUUACCAAACCCUACUCUUACUAAUUUACCGAGAUUACUGAAUAAUAAAGACUAUUAAUCAUCUAUAACUUAGUUUUCCUGAGAAAUAACAAAUUAUAAAGCCCCAUUUAGAUGGUUCUAGAAUUUGCAUGCAAUUUUCGUUGCUAUAUUUGGAUGGUCGUCGAAUCGUCCGUCGGCGUGAAAUCUUGUCAGCAAUGUAUCGAAUAUUACAUGCAAUUUCUUGAACCGUCUUAAGGGGCUUUUUGUGUCAAAUUGUAGAGAUGGCCUAAAUCUAAAACUUAAACAUGCCAUUGACACUUCCCGCCAAUAAGCAUGCAGGUACUGCCGCCUACAGUUAUUUUACAAAAUAUAAAAUGUUUACAUAUACAGAGAUUAACAGUUUUUAUUAUUUCCUCGUCUCAACUAAUGUCAUGAAUGAAUUUAAUAUAUAACGAGAUGAAUGUUCGCGGAUGUUCUAUAUAUAUGUUGAUGGGUAGAGCAAUGUGGGCGAUUAUGGACCUUGUAGGUACAUGUAAUAUAGUUGUAAUUCGAUAGUCAUGCUCACGUAACUUAACCGUGCCAUCGAGCACCAAAUUAAUGUAUUAGAAUACAAUUUAAUGUGGUAGUUCUCCGUAGUAACCAAUUCAUUCAUGUUGCGGUUAGGCCGCGUACACACUGUAGUUUAUUCAAUAAUAUUAAUGAUUCGUUGAAGUACGAUGUGUAAAAUUGGUGCUUCGAAUUUUGACAACAGAUGUAGAUGGCGCUGUACGACUCGGCACAUUAUGCGGUAACUCUGGUUGUUAAAAGUUGACCUUUUACCAGUGACCACAAAACAUGGCGCCGUACAGCGCCAUCUUCUUCAGCUGUCAAACUCGAGGGCACGAUUUUUUCUUAGAGCUUACUCCUCUUCUAAAUACGAGUAAAAUGCAGUGUGCUCGCGGUUUUAGUGAUAUGCUUGUCAGAUGUUUUUAUAUAUGGUUGAAUGGUUCGAAUGAAGUAUAAUGACGGGUCGUUUCGGCCCCGUAGAGGUAGACUUUUAUACGCCACAAAUAUAACUGCGCCUGCAUUUAGAGACUAGUGCAUUUGCAAGGUGUACAUCAGGAGUUCUCAACCAAAACCAAACUCCCCGUAGAUUUUCCUUGAUUUUGCAACAUUCAAAGGAGGCUUGGCAUAAAAGGUUGGGGACCCCUGGUGCAAAGUAUUUAACCGUUAUGAAGUCUUGUAUUAAGCGCUGGAUUCGCAAUUAUUUUUUCUAUCCAUCCUUUUAACCGAUUUUGUUCUUUAAAUGUUGUCUGCUAGAGCUGUAAACGAUAAUGAAACUUAAUUUAAUGCAGUUAAAGUUGCAUUUCGAGUGACCUGGGCACGCCUAAGGCAGUCGUUGAAAUUGAGACUGUAACUUCGUAACGUUAAGGUUAAUUAUUGUUUGUAUUGAAAAUGAGCAUGCAAUAUUACAGGAAUAAAUCACCCUCACUAAGUUGUAAGUAGGAAUAUCAGUUGUACGACCCCACAUCGACGCGAAACUAUUAAAAUUUAAUUAUAAUCACUAAUAAAUGGUUAGUUACGCGUCGGUGUGAGGCCUAGUGAACGAUGUAUGUAUUUUGAUGCUGCAUUACUAAUUUAUUUUGUUUUAACUAGGACUGACAUGAAGCGAGACUUGACUUAAUAAUGUAUAAAUUUGGAUACUUUGAAUAAACUUCGCUCUGA